UAGGGAACUGUUCCACCGACAAAGGGAAAGGAGAGCUAGAGCAGCCGAGGCCAGCAGGGCAUUUGCUAGAGAGGCCAGUGCUAUAGCAGCCAUGGCUACCACAACCAUGACUUCCCAAGCCGGAAGUUCAGGUACCGCCGGGUCCACGGUCGUGCAGACCGUGAGUCAGUCCACUGGCUUAAUGGCAAGCCAACCCGCGGUGUUGUCCCCAGAGGAUGUAGCCAUCCAGCAGGCAUCCCUGCAAGAGGCACAGCUACAGCAGGCAUUAGGAAAGAUAAAAAGAGAGAAAGAUAUGAUGAUUAGAAGAAGAGCCAGGAUGCAACAGAGAGGGACAGACAUAGAGGAGUUAGAAACGAUGGACCUAACGCAUAUGGAUGAGGAUGUGAAGGUAGUUAGGAGGGCCCUGCUAGGUGUAAUUGAGAUGGAGGAGCAUCAAACUACCCUCCUUCAGGACAUUCAACAAAGCCUAGCCGUAUUGGCAGGGCGUGCUCAGGCAGCACCAUCACCAGCAGGGCCUGGUGCCUGGUCCGUGCCAUAUCCUCCUCUUUCUGUUCCACCGGUGACUGGGGUAUCCCCAUAUGUAGCCCCUUCAUCGGUUGCUAUCGUUUCCCUGGGCAUGCCUCUGUCAGGAGGGGUAACAGCAGGGAGUAGUUUGCAGGUUCCUGUUCAGACAGUGUUUACUCCAAGUCCGUCACAGGUUGCAGUUACCACGCAGCCUGCUGUCUCACAGUCAGUGCAACCUCAAGGCACACAGCCCCAGCAGCUAGCACAACAACCUGURUCGCCGGGUCCACAGCCCGGGUUGGUGCAGGGACCGAGACAAAGUCAGUGGGUUCCAAAGACGGCCAUCGCCGCUCCCAAACCUUUUACAGGAGACAAGAGAGGCGAAGACCUCGACACUUGGUUGAGGGCAGUGCCGGUCUACGUCAGGUGUAAACUCACCUUGCCACACGAAGAAGUGCUUGUGGCUGCCUCCUACCUAGAAGGUAGUGCGGCGAGAUGGUUGAGUGGGUUAGUGCAACUCCAGGGGUACGGUCAUGACUUCCGCUCUUGGGCAGCCUCUCAAAAAUUGGAGGACUUCCUGAAAAUGGUGGAAGACAGGUGGCAUGAUCCGCAGGAGGCUCAAAGGGCCACUGAUGCGAUCCUGACACUGCACACGAGGCAGUUUAAGUCAGUAAGGGAGGCCACAGACGCUGUAGAGAGUUUAAUCUGUGUUCCAGGGGUACGCUAUGACCCCCAGGUCCUGCUCACUUCGUACCUGAGGACCUUAUCUUUGCCGCUCAGGAACCAGUUGGCAAAAGAGUCCAACAUUAAUAUGCACAACUUUCCUUCGUUCAGCAAGGUGGCCCUAGACCUAGAAGCAAAGAUAGGGCAUGGACAUAACUCAGUCACAGACGGGAAGAAGAAGACACUGCCUCCCAACUGGAAAGCGAAAGGUCGCAUUAUGUUCGUCGACCACGAUGGCUCAACCAUCGAGUUGGACGGCAACUUCCAGGAGGGAGUAGGUGCAGAGGCAGGCGGCGAUACUUCAGAGGGUGGAGUAGUUGCCGCCGUAACCCAACAAAAAGGUAAAGGGACCGGUAGACGCCCUAGGGGAUCCCGGUCGAAGAGUCAAACAGACCCCAAUGCUCCCCCAUGGGAGAAAGCGGGUCUAGCUGAGGACGUGUGGAGAGAUCGGUGGGCAUGGCAAGCUUGUAUCAAGUGUGGCCAAUAUGGUCAUAACAUGUACAAGUGCCGCAAUAGGAAGGUCACCGGGAAGAUCCCGCCCACUAUGGGGUCGGCAGUAGGAUCCUCUCAAACCUUUGGAAGCAACGUUGCUAGCUCUUCAAGCAAUGCUCCGGGAAACACGUACGGUCUAUACGAGUUUGUGGUGAUGCCUUUUGGCCUUUGCAAUGCUCUUGGCACCUUUCAGCACGCUAUGAAUCGGAUUUUUCAUGACUACUUGGAUAAGUUUGUCGUCGUGUACCUCGAUGACAUACUUAUUUUUAGUAAGACUGUCGAGGAGCACGUAGCACACUUAGACAAAGUUCUCAGUCUCCUGCGACAGCGCAAGUUCAAGAUCAACGGUGAAAAGUGCGAGUUUGGCCGCACCCGUACCUUGUACUUGGGUCAUGAGAUCUCCGCGGAAGGGUUGAAGCCCGAUGACGCGAAGGUGGCCAGCAUUUGUGAUUGGCCACGUCCUCAGUCCGUGACUGAGAUGAGAUCGUUCUUAGGAAUGACAGGCUACUACAGGACUUUCGUUAAGAACUACAGCAUAGUGGCCGCUCCUUUGACUGAUCUGACCCGCCUUGACACCCCUUGGGAAUGGACAGAUGAGUGCGAGGCUGCUUUCAGACAUCUGAAGCAUGCAUUGACGCACUAUGAAGUCUUGAAGCUACCCGAUCCURAUAAGCCAUUUAUAGUAACCACGGAUGCUAGCCAAUAUGGCAUUGGCGCCGUGCUUGCGCAGCAGGAGGGGUCAAAGUUGAGGCCAGUAGAGUACAUGUCCAAGAAAAUGCCGUCUCAGAAGUUGGCUAAGUCCACUUAUGAGAAGGAGCUCUAUGCGGUGUACAAGGCCCUCACCCAUUGGAGACACUACCUCCUUGGGCGGUUCUUCAUCCUCCGGACUGAUCAUCAGACCCUGAGAUGGAUGAAAACUCAGCCAGUACUCUCUGACGCUCUUAAGCGUUCGAUCGAAGUCAUUGAGCAAUAUGACUUUGACCCUCAGUAUCUUAAAGGGGAGUACAACAAGGUUGUUGAUGCCUUGUCGCGCAGACCGGAUUUCUCAGGUGCGCUGAUUACUGAAUUCGGCCUGACGGACAAUGUUACUCRGUCUUUGGUGGAAGCCUAUCAUCAGGACCAGUUUAUGUCUGAGAUCAUACGCAGACUGGAGGCGAAGGAUAAAAAGACCUCCGCCGAGUUUGAGUUGGUCAAUGGAUUGCUGUUCCUAGAGAAGGCAGGGAAUAAACACUUGUGUGUUCCAAAUAGCGAGUCUUUGCGUAGUUUGUUUUUUGGUGAGUGUCAUGAUGCCACCGGUCAUUUUGGGUAUAAGAAGACCGCAGCCAACUUGCUGCAGCGAUUUUGGUGGCCCACGAUGAUGCGAGAUGCACACCUGUAUGUGGAGACUUGUCAAGUUUGUCAACGGGACAAGCUCCGUACUCAAGCUCCUCUCGGGCUGCUUAAGCCCCUUCCGAUUCCGGAAAGGCCAGGUGAAAGCUUGUCCAUGGACUUCAUGGAUACGCUGAUCACCAGCAAGAGUGGAAUGAGGCAGAUCUUCGUCAUCGUGGAUAGAUUUAGUAAGUAUGCUAGAUUAAUAACCAUGCCGGAAACAGCAAAGACUGAGUACGUAAUCAAACUGUUCAAGGAGAACUGGGUCAGAGACUUUGGACUACCAAAGUCUAUUGUUAGUGACAGAGACGUACGGUUCACUAGUGAACUGUGGAAAGCCGCUGCAGCUGAACAGGGAACUCAGCUGCAGAUGACUUCUGGAAGCCAUCCAGAAGCUAAUGGCCAGGCGGAGCAGAUGAACCGCACUGUGCAUCACCUGUUGAGGCACUACAUCAAGCCUAACCAGGUGGACUGGGACGAAAAGCUUGCUUUAGUUGCCAGUCUGUAUAACAAUGCUGUACAUAGUGCUACGGGGUUUGAAAUGCAAUUGCAAACUGCUUUCGUGACUGCACCGUAGUUACCUAUAAAAAAAAAAGACUGGGAACAGUGCCAUGUAACUCUGUACGUAGUUUGAAAGAAGGGUACUGUGGCCAUUUCGUAG
Molecule: messenger RNA, 3748 nt
Organism: Chara braunii
Lineage: Eukaryota; Viridiplantae; Streptophyta; Charophyceae; Charales; Characeae
Source: the annotation of a GenBank genome assembly